Messenger RNA from Acytostelium subglobosum LB1, 696 nucleotides. RefSeq lists its product as hypothetical. Lineage: Eukaryota; Evosea; Eumycetozoa; Acytosteliales; Acytosteliaceae. The annotation marks the transcript as partial. The transcript has a single exon. The record is from RefSeq and is a predicted model, not a curated record.
ACGAUGAGAUCAUUCACUAUAAUCACAUUGUUGUUGGCCUUGAUGCUUAGUGCAUCAUUUGUAUAUGCUCGUAUCCGAUCUUCAACGGUGAUUGGUGAGAUGACAUUCUAUGCAGCAGGAGACAACUGCCCACCAAGUGGUGAGAUCGCUUAUCCAUUGCCAAGUCGUCCACAGGCUGGUGGUGUGGGCACUUACGCCAACCCCAUCACAUUUGCCGCGUCAAAGGACGCCUUCCCUGUCCACUCCAUCGUCUACGUGCCCGCCUACUCCAAGUACUUCAUUAUGAUGGAUGACUGCGCCGAGUGUGACGACGACUGGAAGCACCACCACGAGUACCACAUCGACUGCUGGAUUGGCUCCGACUCGAUUCAACGAGGCACUACCGACUGCGAGGUGGCAUUGACACUGAACGAGACCAAGAUCAUCGUCAACCCGCCCAACAACCUCGAGGUCGACCAAUCGCCCUUCUUCAACAACGACGGAGACUGUCUCGUACCUGCACAGAACUGCACCAACGUCGGCAAUGAAUGUGGCAACUCAUGUGAUCUCGACUACUCCAUCACUUGUCAGAAUGCAGCCAACCUAUUCCUACUCUCACUCAAUCGUUUCGAAGAGCUGAAUCCCAACUUGAACUGCAACAACAUCAUACCAUCAGGUACUGACAUGUGUCAAGCAGGUUCAUGUGGAGGUCCAUAA